This is a messenger RNA of Exophiala bonariae, 1818 nucleotides long. RefSeq lists its product as uncharacterized. Lineage: Eukaryota; Fungi; Ascomycota; Eurotiomycetes; Chaetothyriales; Herpotrichiellaceae. Gene Ontology annotation, cellular component: nucleus; DNA replication factor A complex. Gene Ontology annotation, molecular function: single-stranded telomeric DNA binding; damaged DNA binding. The transcript is spliced from 3 exons. The coding region runs from base 1 to 1818 and encodes 605 amino acids. The record is from RefSeq and is a predicted model, not a curated record. Gene Ontology annotation, biological process: DNA replication; meiotic cell cycle; nucleotide-excision repair.
AUGAGUUCAACUACUGCCGCGGCCUUGGCCCGCGUCGAUGCAGGCUCACUCGUUGACAUCUUUGAAGAUCGCCCAAACCGGGUCCUUCAACCUGUUAUGCAAUGCGUUCAGAUCAAACCUAUCGCUCCUCAACCCGGUGGACAAGAACGUCAUAGAGUCAUCUUCAGCGAUACCAAGAAUUAUAUCCAGACUAUGCUGGCAGUACAUCAGAACCAUCUUGUAGAGGAGAAGAUUCUUCGUCGAGGAGUUUUGGUCCAAUUGAUCGGAUACAAUGCGAACGCAUUCAAAGCAAAGCGAAUUCUUAUUGUUACCGAAAUCAAGGUACUUGAGGAGUACGGUGAACACGAGAAACUAGGCGAACCAAGACCUUUGGAAACGAAGACAGAGGAGGAGGACACCAAGCCCAGCGCAGCCACCAGCCAAAAUUUUUACGGCGCUAAACAAGAGCAAUCCAGCAGCAGGGCUAUGCCCACACAUGCGAGACCAACUUCAUCUGCGGCACACGCAAAUAUCUAUCCCAUAGAAGCAAUCUCUCCCUACUCGAAUAAAUGGACCAUCAAAGCGCGGUGCACGAGCAAAUCUGAGAUCAAGACCUGGCACAACCGGAAUGGUGAGGGUAAGCUAUUCAGUGUGAACUUGCUUGAUGAGAGUGGAGAGAUUCGUGCUACCGGAUUCAAUGAACAAUGUGACCAGUUAUAUGACUUGUUCCAGGAGAACAGCGUAUAUUACAUUGAAGCCCCUUGCCGGGUUACAUUCGCAAAGAAACAGUUCUCCAACCUUGCCAACGACUACGAAUUGCAUUUCGAGAAAGAUACCAAGGUCUCAAAGGCUGAACAACAGGAUGGGGUACCUCAAGUUCGAUACAAUUUCACCACCAUAUCUGAUUUACAGUCCGUUGAGAAGGACACAACGAUUGACAUCAUUGGAGUUCUGAAAGAGAUAGGCGAAACCUCUCAAAUUACCUCCAAGACCACGAGCAAGCCAUACGACAAACGGGAACUUACUCUUGUGGACAAUACUGGUUAUUCUGUUCGACUUACCAUCUGGGGAAAGACUGCUGCUUCUUUUGACGUUCCACCAGACUCAGUGGUUGCAUUCAAAGGAGUCAAGGUCUCAGACUUUGGUGGUCGCAGUCUAAGUCUUCUCAGUUCUGGGUCCGUCAGUGCAAACCCAGAUAUGGCAGAAGCCCACAAGUUGAAAGGUUGGUAUGAUGAGCAAGGGAACACCAACUUUGCCACACAUUCCAAUCUUCAAGGAACUAUAUCUGCUGGUGGUUCGCGACGAGACCCAUUCAAGACCAUUGCACAAAUCAAGGACGAACAACUCGGCAUGUCAGAGAAUCCGGAUUUCUUCUCUCUGAAGGCAUCAAUACAAUACAUCAAGCAAGACACCUUCUGUUACCCGGCAUGUCUCUCUGAAGGAUGUAACAAGAAAGUCAUUCAGGUUGAUGAUGGUCAAUGGCGCUGUGAGAGAUGUGACAAGAGCCACCCGAAACCCGAGUACCGCUACAUCAUGUCAGUCAAUGUCAGUGAUCAUACAGGCCAACUGUGGGUAAGCUGUUUUGAUGAGACCGGAAGACAGAUAAUUGGUAAGACGGCGGAUGAGUUGAUGGAAAUUAAGGAAGUGGAUGACAAGAGGUUGGCUGAGAUCAUUUCUGACUCGGUUUGCAAGAUCUGGAAUUGGAAGUGCAAAGCCAAACUCGACAAUUUCCAAGAACAACAACGCGUCCGGUAUCAAGUCUCAUCAGCAGCACCCAUGAAUUAUGUGUCGGAAUCACAGAAGUUGAUCGACCUCAUCAAGCAAUACAACAUUGAUUGA